AAAAGGGUGCAUUUACAUGACCUAUUUAGGCAUGGUUCACUCAAUCCAAUUUGCUGGAUUCACAUGACACUGAACACAAUUAACCCAAACCAAGCUGAAGUGCUACAGUAAAGCUAAAAUGCAGUUGACUAAUUUGUGGUUCAGUAAGUUGUGCAAACAUGGCCAUUGGCAAGCUUACUUCAAAAAUGUGGACUUUUUUUGCCUAAUACAAUCAAUGGUAUUGUAUUGCUGCAAGAGCUUUAAGCUUUCAUGUAACAAAUUCAAGAGAAUGUCAGUAUGCAGCAAUAAAACAAGCAAAGUCUCCAGGUCCUUUAAAUUACAAGCUUUUGCAUAUUAGUUCACAGCACUAAAAUGGAGUGGUUGAUGAAAGCUUAUACCUAACGCAGGGGGGCCAAGAGUACAGUAUUUUUAAACUUUCCCCUAAUAUGAGGUCUUUUUCUCACUACCAAAUUUCCCUUUGUAUUUCUAAUGUAUUAAAUAAAAUAUUUGGUCGUUGGAUUUUGAAAGGAAUAAAAUAUUCCAUUUUUUUUACUCAGUAAGACCAACAAAAUGUUUAAUCCUCAUUCUCCAAUAGUUAAUGAGUUAAAUGCCCCGAGCAAUCCUUUCCCCGUUAUAUUCCUAUGUAACGUUCAGCAGUAGACAAUAGUUCCUGGUUACGGGAAUAAACUAACCAAUAUAAGCAUCGUUAUAGAAGACCUUGCGCUUGAAAGGAUUGGAUUACACAUAAUGAAAAUCUGCUUUGAUGCGGACGAACAGCGACAGAAUUCACGCGACAGAAAUUCAGACGCGGCCAACACUGGGGGGCGGGGGAGGUCUCGGAGAAAGAGGGGCCGGAGCAGCGCAAUUAUCGUUAGACCAGCAUCGUUUUUAAACCCCCAACCCGAAAGGGAGCGCACUUCCGCAAGCAAGGCAGAGAGGAGGAAUUCUACCCUAUUCUCUAUGGAGGUAAUAGAAAUGGCAGUCUUGUCUGCACGGAAAGACAAGUCUAACCGGAAGUCGCGGGUAGAGCUGUGUCCUCAACUUCUAUCUUGGAACGAAGAGCCUUGGCAACAGCAGCGAACAUCAUUCAGCGUCCCCAGGGCAACAAGCGGUCGCCGCCGAGCGUCGCCCGUUGCCGGAAGCGGAAGUAGCCGAACCCUCUUCAAUCGAUAGGAACCCGGAAACUACCCAGGGGAUGGCGGCCGGUCGAAGUUUGAGUCGCUCGGAACGGAAAGCGGCGGCUCGCGCUGAGUUCCUCCGUCAAGAAGAGCAGCGGGAGCGACGGAGGCAGGUCUCCCGAAUCCUGCGCAAACCGCCGGCCGACCGGAGCGCCGACGAGGCGAUGCUUCUGUCUGGAUGUCAAGAGAUGGUGCGGGAUCUGGAGCGGCUUCGCAAGAAGCGGGAGAGACUGCGACGCCGGCUAGAGGAGGUGUGUGAUGAGCCUGACGAAUUGAAGAGAAAAGUCAGCAAGCUAUCUGCUGUUGUCCGAGGAGCUAAACAUCUUAUUGUAUAUACAGGAGCUGGCAUAAGUACGGCAGCUUCAAUUCCUGAUUACAGAGGCCCAAAUGGGGUGUGGACAAUGCUCCAAAAAGGGAGAAGUAUCAGGGCUACCGAUCUGAGUGAAGCAGAGCCCACACUCACCCACAUGAGCAUUGCUUGUUUGCACAACAACAAACUGGUGAAGCAUGUAGUGUCUCAAAACUGUGAUGGGCUUCACUUGCGCAGUGGCCUCCCUCGAGAAGCCCUGUCUGAGCUGCAUGGAAACAUGUACAUAGAGGUUUGCACAUCUUGCACACCCAAUCGUGAAUAUGUACGAAUAUUUGAUGUGACAGAGCGCACAGCCUUGCAUAGGCAUCAGACUGGGAGAUUAUGCCAUAAAUGUGGAGCACAGCUGAGAGAUACAAUUGUACACUUUGGAGAGAAGGGUAUUUUACAGCAACCCUUGAACUGGGAGGCAGCAACAGAAGCUGCUGGCAAAGCAGACGUGAUCCUUUGCUUGGGGUCUAGCUUGAAGGUUUUGAAAAAGUAUCCACAUUUAUGGUGCAUGAGUAAACCACCCAGACACCGCCCUAAACUCUAUAUUGUAAAUCUCCAGUGGACACCAAAGGAUGAUCUCGCAGUCCUAAAACUUCACGGAAGAUGUGAUGAUGUGAUGAAGUUAUUGAUGGAUGAGUUGGGACUUCCCAUUCCUUCCUAUGAUAGAAUGAAAGACCCCAUUUUUUCUCUGGCUGUUCCUUUGCAACCUGCAGAAGAAAGCAGUCAUAGCCGAAAACUCGUGGCUCCACCAGCAAGUCUUCAUGAAGUACAACUGGGAGAGGAACAACACAUGCAUCCAGAUCCACCCUCUGGUGGCUGGUUUGGCAGAGGCUGUGCAAAAGGCACAAAGAAGAAAAAGAACUCUUGAUAACAGAUUAAAAAAAAGAUUUUGAGGACCAACUAUAGUUGCUAAAAUCAGGGCAAGAAAUGACAUCUGCACUAGACUUCAUCAGGAUUGCUGGGCUAACUGGAAAAAAACACAGCUGCUAUUUUCAUAGAGAUUUUUUAUAAUUAGCUGACAAGGACCAAAGCUUAGCUUGGGUUUAUGCCAUCUAAGGGGAGGUUGGCUUUUAAUACUCAGGGCUGCCAAUUAACAAUUAUUAAUAAAAUUAUUAUAA
Messenger RNA from Thamnophis elegans (Western terrestrial garter snake), 2633 nucleotides. It is a transcript of the gene SIRT7, whose product is annotated as sirtuin 7. The record is from RefSeq and is a predicted model, not a curated record. Lineage: Eukaryota; Metazoa; Chordata; Lepidosauria; Squamata; Natricidae. Gene Ontology annotation, molecular function: NAD+ binding. The transcript is spliced from 10 exons. Bases 1175 to 2383 code for a protein of 402 amino acids.